This is a messenger RNA of Nematostella vectensis (starlet sea anemone), 2161 nucleotides long. RefSeq names its product band 7 protein AGAP004871. Lineage: Eukaryota; Metazoa; Cnidaria; Anthozoa; Actiniaria; Edwardsiidae. Gene Ontology annotation, cellular component: plasma membrane. The transcript has 7 exons. The record is from RefSeq and is a predicted model, not a curated record. Bases 335 to 1306 code for a protein of 323 amino acids.
UUGCCUCAUGUCCAACAUGGCGGACGAGCAGGUGGUUUGUCAGAGUUCUGAUGAGUUGAAUAUGAAAACCCUGUUGUAUGGGUCAUUGUAGUCAGAAUGCAUGUAACCAAGGGACCGACUAUUUAUCGCCUUCGUGGUAUUCGUCCCUUUGGCCUUAGACUGCCAGCAUUUGACAAUGUUUGAAUGACGACAUUCCAUUCGAUGCGCCUAAACGCAGGUGGCAAGAACAUGGAAGCGGCGUUCGCGACUCUACUCUAGCUAUGAUUCGAGGCUAAAGAGGGGAGUGGAUGGUGUUAGAUCAUCAUCCACAAACUCUCAAACUCGCUGCCCAUGAAUGCAAAGCCAAAACCGAGUCUGCCCUACGCCCGUGCGGACAUCAAGCGCACAAGACCUCGAGUUGGAAGAUCUAGAAGACAAAGAAAACGACGCAAACAUGUCAACGGAAUCUCUAAAUGGACAGCGUCGUGGCUGUGCCUUCCAGCAACUACCUACCGUACAGUGCACUAGCACAAGUCAACCAGAUGGCGGAGAGAUGGGGCUAAUCGGUUUAUUCAUCACAAUCUGCUGUUACAUCGGGGUCAUCUGCACAUUCCCUUUCUCUCUUUUCUUUUGUCUUAAGGUUGUAUCUGAAUACGAGAGGGCGGUGAUAUUCAGGAUCGGGCGGAUAUUAUCGGGUGGAGCUAGGGGCCCAGGAAUAUUUUUUGUUCUUCCCUGCAUUGAUGAGUUCCGGAAAGUGGACAUAAGAACCGUGUCAUUUGACGUCCCGCCACAAGAGGUCCUAACCAAGGAUAGCGUGACUGUCACGGUGGACGCGGUGGUUUACUUCCGGGUGGAGAACGCCACAGUCUCCAUCACCAAUGUGGAGAACGCCUUCGGUUCCACCAAGCUUCUCGCGCAGACCACGCUGCGCAACAUGAUGGGCUCCAAACUACUUUGCGAGAUCCUGUCCGAGCGUGACAACAUUAGCGCCACCAUGAAGGGGAUGUUGGACGAAGCCACUGGGCCGUGGGGCGUGCGCGUCGAGAGAGUAGAAAUGAAGGACGUUCGUCUCCCUGUCCAGCUGCAACGCGCAAUGGCUGCCGAGGCUGAAGCGCACCGUGAGGCCAAGGCCAAGUUCAUUGUGGCGGAAGGCGAGAUGAAGUCGUCACACGCCCUGAAGAACGCUGCGGAGGUGCUGGAUGGGUCGCCUUCGGCGCUACAGCUCCGUUACCUACAAACUCUGAACACCAUCUCGGCUGAGAAGAACUCCACUAUUAUCUUCCCUCUUCCCAUGAAUUUACUAAAUCGCUUUAUGAACGCCGUGUGAACAGUAAAACCAGGCCACGGUAUCUAAGCAACGUCCCCGCGCCAGUAUUUCGACAUUUUUAUGUUUUCCAAAGGUAGCCAUACCAUUAAGCAUCACGGAAAUCGUGUUUAGCUAGGGGCUUUGCAAACCAUUCUUCUACGUUCAAUUGACUCAAGAUGACUGUUUUCGACAUUGUUGCCCGUAAAGAAAUCAUGGCAAAGGAAAUGCAUACUUUUCUAGGCGCAGUUUGUCACAUGUGCCCUGUUCUUCGCGCUUAAUAUUUCGUGUUGUAUUUUAGCGGGAAACUUCGCCCUAAUUAUUUUAUGUUGUGUUUUGGCGGGAAACCGUUUCCAAGCAACUCUCUGUCAUCAAUGGUAUAAAAGCACGAACAAAACAUGGCGGGUCGGAGAAAGCCAUGAAAAAAAUGUGUUUUUUAAACUUCUUUCUCACUUAUAUUUUGUAAUAAACUGUGACUUUUGUGCGAGAUCAAAUUUAUCUGCAUAAAUAAUGUUAUAACACCGCUUUCAUAUUUACUGGUAAUAUAAAUUGAUAAUAGAGAAAAUUAAUGCUAUAACUAAGGCUAAGUUCAAACGUCGUACUAUCCAUAAGCCAUAUUCAAUGGAAAUACAUGCAGAUGAAACGAUCGACUAGAUUCAUUUGCAUGUAUUUGUAUUGAAUACGGCUCAUGGAUAAUACGACGUUUGAACUUGGUAUAAAGAAAACAGAAUGAGGUAAAGUACGCUAGCCUUUUAGACUUUCAAUUCUGUCCUUCUUCUAGGCAAUUGUAAGGCCUGGCGUUGACGAAUUUUUGCGUCUCUGUUUAUUGUAAAAAUUUGUUAUCCCAUGAAUUGAUUAUUAAACAUAAUAUCAAGCUAA